AUGGAACAGCCCAAGGAGUCAAAUCGAGGGCAGGCCGAGAAUGAAGCGGGCCCGUUCCCAGUGAAGAAGGUGGUGCUGUCCAAGACCGGUAUCGGCUACUUCGAACGGGAGGAUGAGGUGGCAGGCGGGCAGCCAUUCGAGUUGUUCUUCAAGAGCGGCGACAUGAACGACGUCCUCAAGUCCCUCACUAUGGUCGACCUCUCCAACAAGUCAGCAGAGAACAAGGCCAAGGUGGGAGGAGGCUUGACGUUCGGCAAGGACCAGGGCAAGAGCACCAUCCACUCCAGCUCGGACAUCAGCGCUGUCGGCCAAGCCAGUCUGGUGUCGUCGAUCAGCUACGAGUCGACGCGGCCCUUCGACAAGCAGCUCGACGACCUCUCCAUCUCGCUCAACGAGCACUCGUCCCUGCGCGACCUGCUCGGUCAGGUCAAGGGCACGCCCGUCCAGGUGGAGGUCCUCCGCCAUGGCAAGCGCGACCUCGUCGAGGGCACCGUCAUCGGUCUGGAGAGGAAAUCGCUGGUGCGUCCGAGUCGGCACGAGGCCUACUUCCUGGCGCUGCUGGUCGAGGGCAAGGCCGUGCAGUACUUCAACCUCGGCGCCGUGGUCAAGCUGCGGUUCAUGAACGAGCUCAUGCAGCAGGACCUGCGCCACCUCCUCACCAUCCUCCUCCAGGCGAAGAAGAAGGAUCUCAAGUCCGUGACGGGCUACACGCGCGGCGGGGGCGAUAAACGCAACAUCCGGGCGUCGUACAUCGUGGAGGCGCCUGUGUGGAAGACCACCUACCGCCUCCUCUUCAACACCAAGAAGGAGGUGAAGUCGAUCAUCGAGGGCUGGGCGCUGGUGGACAACACGCAGAACGAGGACUGGCGCGGGGUGGAGCUGUCGCUGGUGUCGGGCGCGUCGAACUCGUUCAUCUACGACCUCUACAACCCGCGCUACGCCGCUCGCACUGAGGCACGCCCCCCCAAACCCAUACUGCCUCGCGGUCACUUGUGUCUGGCGGAGUCUCACGCCCGACGACAGAUCGAGGUGGAGCAGGAGGAGACUCUGGCGCCGCCCACGCUCGAAGACGCCGUCGCCCAGCACGACGUGUCUGCCCUCGUUGAGGCCACUGCAACCAAAGAUGAGAGAAAGCCUAUGCCAAUCAUGCGCGCCAAGGCUGAGAAGGAGAAGUGCAAGAAGAAGAUGAAGAGUGCCGCGCCGAUGAUGAAGAUGCAGUGCGCUGCUGCGCCCAUGGCGUCGCGCGCUCGACAGAGCAGAAGAGAAAUGGCACCGGAGGCGGAGAUAGAGCACUGCUACGACGACGACGACGAUGACGAAGAAGGGGGUUACGGAGGCACGAGUCCUGCUCCUCCCCCCGAAGAGUUCUCGAGGACUACGGCAUCGUCGUCGGUGGAGGUCAACUCCGAGGCCAAGAAGAUGGAGAUGGCCGACCUCUUCCAGUACAAGAUCACGAGCGCGGUGAACGUGAACCGCAACCAGUCAGCCCUCGUGCCCUUCCUCCACACCGAGUUCCACGGCGUCAAGGCCUCCGUCUACAACAAGGGGUGUGGUGAUGGGCAAAAUGCGAAGAAUGUGCGGGAGGACAACCCGCUGGCGGUGAUCAAGUUCAAGAACACGUUCGGCGACGACGUCUACGUGGGCGAGUCGAUGCUGCCUCGGGUCAAGGUCAACGAGGAGAUCUACGCGGCCUACGCCGUCGACCUCAAGACCACCGUCACCAUGACCGACUCCUCCGAACUGCGGGAUGUGUACCAGGCCGACGCGGCCCAGUACGAGUGGGAGAAGGGUAGGCUCACUCUGCGGAGGUGGAAGGUGUAUGAGUUCACCUACGUGGUUGACAACAAAAACGACCAUGCCAUCGACCACUUCUAUCUCGAGCAUCCGAAGAGUGCGACGGAGUUGAUCGAGACGCCGGAGCCCGAUGAGCGCCUGGCCCACUUCUAUCGCUUCAAGCUGGUGGUGCCCGCAAGGCAGGUCGUCAAAUUCGUCGUCAAGGAGCAGGAGCAGAGCGACGAAACGUACCCGCUGGACUACACGGACAAGGCGCAAGCGGAGGAGUGGUUCGCCGCCGGCUACAUUCCGUCGGACGUCAAGAAGACGCUGGACGCGAUCGUGAAGCGGGGGGAGAAGAGCGAGGAGUUCGAGCGUCAGAUCACCACCCUGCACGAUCACAAGUCGUCGCUCGAGGAGGACAUCAACCGCAUCGACCGCUGCCUCGGCUCCCUCGCACUCUCCGACAGCGGCUUCUAUGCGGAACAGAGCAAGUUCAGGGACUUCUUCACGAAGGAGCUCAACGCGAUCAAGACCGAGCACGCCAAGGUGGAGAAGCAGGUGGCCAAGCUCGAGAAGAAGAGCGAACGGAACGACGACAAGAAGGAGUCCCUCGCACAGGGCAUCCGCUUCCUCAAGAAGAUCCCCGCCAAGAGCACUGCCGCCGGCACCACCAAGAAGAACUAA
Messenger RNA from Acanthamoeba castellanii str. Neff, 2460 nucleotides. RefSeq lists its product as uncharacterized. Lineage: Eukaryota; Discosea; Longamoebia; Acanthamoebidae. Bases 1 to 2460 code for a protein of 819 amino acids. The transcript has 18 exons. The record is from RefSeq and is a predicted model, not a curated record.